CAGAAUGUUUUCAACAAGGUGAAUAAUCCGUCCACCGGUUGAAUCACCCGUUGUUUCUUCAACAAGGAUCACUCUUCCAAAUAUAUUUAUUCCAGGGUGCGAGUUGAGUAAUGAGUAAUGAAUGAGUCAAUGGACCGUUAGUGCCAGACAGUUUGACUCAGUCAAUUUGACGCUAUUCCGUUUCUUUUUCCCCUCGCCGUCAGGUCUGACACACGAAGGAUUUUGAAUCAGUCAUCCGACCGGUGACUAUCCCGUUGGGAUGUUGAGAUGUUGAGAAAUCCCCAGUCGUCCAACACCAACGGAUUUACGUCGGCCCACUUCUUGAUAAAACGAGCGUGAUCGAACAUGGUGGGUUUGGUGAUGGUGUUGGGCCUGUUGGGAGUGUUUCAAUCUACUCAGGCGAACCUCGACAAAACGGCUCUUGAAUCCAACCUGCUCAGGUUGCUGGGAUUGAACCACAAGCCCAGGAUCAACAGAGACAAACCUCCGGUCAUACCAGAAGCCAUGCUGCAGAUGUACAGAGAGCAGACCGGACUCGACAUAGAUACAUCUAAUCUUCCUUUACCCGGCCGAAUGACCCGAUCGGCGAAUACCGUCCGUAGUUUCGUUCAUACAGGUCAAGAGACGAGUAAGAGGAACGAUAGGUUCCGUCUUCAUUUCAACGUAAGCGACGUGCCGGCAGAAGAGAGGGUGACGGCGGCCGAGCUCAAAGUCUGGGUGGACGGUUCGGCAGGGAGAGUCGCGGUCCACGACAUUAUACGACCCGGGGUGAAAGGGAAGAGCAAGCCACUUUUGAGGCUGGUUGACUCGAAGGAGGUGACCGAGGACGGAGCUGUCGUCCUGGACGUGCUUCCUGCUGCAGAGCGAUGGGCCGAAGAGACCGGUCACAAUCACGGCCUCAUCGUCCAGCUCUCUUCGCCCAAACUGGUCGCAAGGACGAAACGGUCCUUGAAAGAGCACUCCCUCCUCCUCUAUCUGGACGACGGGAAGAACAAAGUCAAAUCGCUGGAAGAGAUGCUGUCGAGGAAGAAGAGGGCCCCUCCAGGGAAGAAGCACAGGAGAAAGGACGGGAGGGACAUAUGCCGUCGGCAUUCACUUUACGUCAAUUUCAAAGACGUCGGAUGGGACGACUGGAUCGUGGCACCGCCCGGCUACGAAGCGUACUACUGCCACGGCGACUGCCCGUUCCCCCUCGCGGACCACCUCAACUCCACCAACCACGCCAUUGUACAGACUUUAGUUAAUAGUGUCAGCCCCGCAAGGGUGCCAAAAGCCUGCUGCGUUCCGACUCAGCUCUCGUCCAUUUCCAUGCUCUAUCUGGACGAAGAAAAAGUGGUACUGAAAAAUUACCAAGACAUGGCCGUCGUCGGCUGCGGGUGCAGAUGAACUCUACUCCAAAACCUUGUGAUAUUGUAAAGCUGUAUAUUUUUGUAAAUAGUGUAUAGUGUAGAUAGUUACAAUGACGUCGUGACGAACGCUUAUGGAAAUGAUAAUUCAUUCUGGGUAACGUUACCCAAACAGUCAUAGUAUUAAUCUAGUACCUAGAAUACGUUGGAGGUAAUGUUGCAAACGUGAUUUUUAGGGCAUUUGUUUUGUAUUUAUUCCAUUGUACAGUCAUCGAUUGGAAGUGAUAUAUCGUCUAGAGUCGGAUGGUGUUUUAGUUGCGCUCGAUAUUAGGAUUUUGUUCUUUUCCAUAGAACGAGUAGUAUUAAAGUCAUAGCUUUACGUAAUUAAAAGGGAAGAUCGAGUUUCAAUUAAAAUAAGCAUUAAGCAUACAAUAAUUGUAUAAUUCAAUCCAGUUGACUUUAAAUAGAUCUGUAUUCCGAUUUUGAACACAUCCUAACAUAUACAGCAUUUUCGCUUUAAAAAAAAGUUGUUAAUAUUGUGCUUGUUUUUAAAUUUUUAAACGAUCUGUUAAUUUGAAUUUAAUUGUUAGACCUUUUUACCAUAUUUAUUUUUUAACCGAAAAGUCUUGUGGAAUACGGGCUUUUCUUUAUAAUUGUUUUUCUUAGAAAUACAUAAGUAAAUGUUUUAAAAUAUCUGUUUGUCUAAUUUACCAGAGUGAUAAAAAGUGUAAAUAUGUUAAUACAAAAAUUUUGUUAAAUAUAUUUAUUAUUUAAGCAAAACGAACAUUGUUUAAACGUUGUAAAAUAUAGUAGUGUAAAGUAUGUAUAAUUUAGUCUUGAAAUGUCUUUAAGUAUCGAAAAAAACUCCAUUUUUAUUAAAAUAUAUAUAUAUUAUUUUCAAAUUAUUUAUUUGGAUAGAAACAUUUAUUGUUAUUUUACUUGCUGAUAAGAGGCUAUAUUUACCUAUGAGCUAGUAUAUUUUUAAAGAUGUUUAUGAAAACCCAAAACCGGCACAUGUUAAAAAUAAACAUUUAUAUAAUUUUA
This is a messenger RNA of Cimex lectularius (bed bug), 2390 nucleotides long. It is a transcript of the gene dpp, whose product is annotated as protein decapentaplegic. The coding region runs from base 346 to 1386 and encodes 346 amino acids. Gene Ontology annotation, molecular function: cytokine activity; growth factor activity. Gene Ontology annotation, biological process: BMP signaling pathway; SMAD protein signal transduction. The transcript is spliced from 3 exons. Gene Ontology annotation, cellular component: extracellular region. NCBI's taxonomy places the organism in Eukaryota, Metazoa, Arthropoda, Insecta, Hemiptera, Cimicidae. The record is from RefSeq and is a predicted model, not a curated record.